Aphanomyces astaci is the source of this 2743-nucleotide messenger RNA. RefSeq lists its product as hypothetical. The transcript has 10 exons. Lineage: Eukaryota; Oomycota; Saprolegniomycetes; Saprolegniales; Verrucalvaceae. The record is from RefSeq and is a predicted model, not a curated record. Bases 71 to 2698 code for a protein of 875 amino acids.
GAGUACAGUAUGGUACAGUAGGUGUUGGAGCAACGAAAAUUUUCGGUAUCUUGGCUACUUGCACCGCUUCAUGAUCUACUUGAGCGUGGCGGAGUCGGAUGCGUUCUCCGAGACUUUUGCCAAGCUCAAGGCGGCGCUCAGCAGCUCGUCCUCUGAGAAGGUACCGCCGCCAGCGCCGUCUGUAGGUUGCAUGGUCAUGGAGCUUCGGAAGCAUCCCGCGGUCCAUCGCGCCGUGGAAAGUGAAAUCAAACGAGAAGGUGUCGCGGUGGUUGGUCAACUGCGACGGGAACAUCAGCGACGGCGGGCCUUGGCAGAAGAGCGUCUUGCGUACAUUCGAAUGCGGCGGGAACACGUGCAUCUUCAUGCAGAGGAAAUCCAACUCACGGUCGACGAGGACGUACGGGCUAUGGACCACCACGUGGCUACCGUCCAAGCUAUGGCAACCCGACGGCUGCAAGUGCUCCUCUUUGAAUGCUUGGGCGAGAUCCAAAAGGCGAUAGCACGGGCCCAGCAGCGCGUUGAGACGCAGGAAUCCAGUGUCGACUCGAUGGUGGCUACGUGUGAGCUGAACUAUGCGUGGGCCAUCUUUGCCAAACGGUGCGAAGAGCACUUCAGUGUUGCGUCGCUGGUGGACAUUCCUCCCAAAAUGCUCACUCCAAGCGCUACUUAUGUCGAGAACCCGUCGUUUGUGGCCUGGACGACCGCCCUGGCUCCGUACUUAUCAGCACAGCUGGAUCUGCCACUGGCUAGCGCUACACUGGCAUCGCCCGAGCUAACCAUCACUCGCAUAUUAGCAGUGAACCAGAGAAUUGGCACUGCUACUACUACUAGUCCAUCCAAGUUUCCCGUUUCUUCGAACAGCAAAACGCGGCUCGUGGUCCCCCGACACAUCGGGGGCGUUGACGACACAUGCAUGGCGAGCCAGUUUCAAUCGCUGCAUCGAUUGGUUGGGGAGUGGAGCGCAUUGCACAGACCGAGUGCUUUCAAGCGACCCAAGAGCAAGGUCAAAGUACCGCCGCCGACACCUCAUCCGCUGUUUCCGGACGGAUUCACGUGCACCACGCCAUUGAGUUCGUCCACGAUUCGAUGGCUCCCCCUAGUGCCUCACGGACCGCUCCAAGCACCUACAAACGGGUGCAUUUACUAUUGCCUCGACGAUUUCCAACACACAUGUCCGCCGCAUACUACUGUUUUGUCAUCUGAACCACAGCCACUGUCGUCCCUUGUCCGGAUUGCCUCGCCAAACCUCCAGCAACAUGCCGCCGUGGCCCAAACCACCGCCCUCGCCGCACGCUACCCAGCAAACUCACCAGCGAAGGAACCCCUACGGGAUUUUGCAGGACCGUUUCGAAUCACCCACGUCACUUCACACGACCACGUGGUGCGAGCUGUCCGUUGCACCAGCCCGCCGUCGUCGGCUUUGAAUCGUGGGGACGACGAGAGUGUUGGUCCCUCUCCCGAACGAACGAGUAUGCACUUUGCCCCAGCAAACGUAUCGCAUCUGAUUCAAACGGCCACGUACAUCGACAUGCGGGGGACCCUCGCCCCCGACUUGCAAACAAACCUGCGCCUGCGGUACCCCCCGGAAACGUUUGGGUCGCAUGUGCUGUCGCACUUGUAUAUGGCGGUGCCACACGACACCCGAGCUAGUAGUACUACUAGUAGUUCGAACCCCCUCUUGGAAAGCAUCCUUCGCCCCAUAUCGUCGGACGCAGUACGCGCGUUGAUCGCGACGUAUGUCAUCCGCGACCCUAGCGUGAUGAUGGCUCAAGGGAGCUUGUAUGCACUCUAUCGACCGAGCUUUGGGUUUCAAGGCACGGCGUAUUGUAUCGUGGACACCCCUGGCUUGCUGCUGCAGUCACACACACCCAGUGCAAGUGCAGACGCCCCGUCCGCGUUGGUCGUUCAGUACACUACCACCGGAACGAACGCUGGUCAAUGUGCCAUCUCCACUGGAGUCACGAAGGGUGACUUGCCAUCCUUGGCUGCAUCGUCGUCCAUAUUGGGCUCGUUUUGCAGUUGGCGAUCGUGCCUGGACGAAGCAGCAGCCCAAGGUACCACGAGUCAUCUGUGUGCAGCCCACCACCGCCUUGAACCAUUCUUGACACCCGAAGAGCGCGUGCAGGUCCUGGGUGGCCACUCCACGCACCGCGGAAGGUGUGACGACGUGAUGGCCCCCGCCAUGGAGAUACGUCAGAUCAAACACUCGAGCUCUCUAUUAGAGGAGCUCUUAAACCAGCAACUUCGAACGACGUUGGUCUCGUUUCUACAAAAGAUGGCCACUGAAGGGUCGAACCGUGCUCUGCUUGCCCAUUUCUCGGCGUGGAACCCCGACACUUGUUCAUCGUUGAAUGCGUCCCAAGAUGAUGAUGCCAUGCCCUUGGAAAUUAUUGCAGAAAAGGAUAUGUUAGAAGCAAUUUGGCAAGUGGAGCGAGCAGCGACGGACGAAGUCAAGACGCUCGUGGCGUUGGGGGUGUACCCCACGGCAGAGCUCGGCCUGCUUCGCCAAAAGCAAGACCCCACCCACACGGCAUUGCAGGCCAGUAAACGAAAGCUCAAGUUGUUUCGCGCUCGUCGACAAGAGGAAGACGACAGACUAAUUAAAGUAAAAGACAAGCGACCGCCGCUUCUCUCGACUUCCAAGUCGUGCCCGAUCGUGUCCAAGGCAAGAAAGCGUCGUGAUGGCUUCAAAAUGUAAUUUAACAACGACUAACUACGAGAAUCAUGGAAUGAACAUAAACAA